Molecule: messenger RNA, 1311 nt
Organism: Rhizopus microsporus ATCC 52813
Lineage: Eukaryota; Fungi; Mucoromycota; Mucoromycetes; Mucorales; Rhizopodaceae
Product: D-3-phosphoglycerate dehydrogenase 1
Exons: 4
Coding region: 1-1311 (436 amino acids)
Molecular function (GO): NAD binding; oxidoreductase activity, acting on the CH-OH group of donors, NAD or NADP as acceptor
Source: RefSeq, a predicted model, not a curated record
AUGGCAGUAGAAACACAACAAGGAACUCGUAACCGUGGUUCAUCUUUUACUCAAACAAAGCCAAAGGUCCUUAGACCUUUUAAUACGGCUGAAGUCAAGGUGCUCUUGUUGGAAAAUGUGAAUGUUACUGCUGUUGAAGCAUUCAAGAAGCAAGGUUAUCAGGUGGAAACUUAUACCAAGGCAUUGGUUGGUGAUGAGCUUAUCGAAAAGAUCAAAGAUGUCCAUGUUAUCGGUAUUCGCUCCAAGACAAAGCUUACAAAGGCAGUAUUAGAUGAAGCCAAGAAUCUGUUGGCUAUUGGCUGCUUUUGUAUUGGAACAAAUCAAGUAGAUCUUAAGCAUGCGGCUAAUAAGGGUAUCGCUGUAUUUAAUUCACCCUUCAGUAAUUCAAGAUCCGUUGCUGAAUUAGUCAUUGGUGAAUUGAUCGCACUUGCACGUCAACUGGGUGACCGUAACACGGAAAUGCAUCAAGGUAUUUGGAAUAAGGUCUCUAAAAACUGUUAUGAAAUCAGACACAAGACUUUGGGUAUCGUUGGUUACGGUCAUAUCGGCUCUCAGCUUUCUGUGUUAGCUGAGGCUAUGGGUAUGACUGUCUAUUUUUAUGAUGUACUCCAAAUCAUGCCUUUGGGUCAAGCUAAGCCUGUGGAUUCCCUGGAUGAACUUUUAGAGAUUUCAGACUUUGUAUCCUUGCAUGUUCCUGAGACAGAAGAAACUAAGAAUAUGAUCGGUGAACGUGAAAUCAUGAAAAUGAAGAAGGGUUCCUAUCUUUUAAAUAAUGCUCGUGGUACUGUGGUUCAAAUCCCUGCUCUUGCAAAGGCCUUACAUUCUGGUCAUCUUGCUGGUGCUGCUAUUGAUGUCUAUCCCAAAGAACCUGCUGCUAAUGGUCCCAACUUUAAUGAUUACCCUGACUUGUUGAGUGCUAAAAAUUUAAUCAUGACACCCCACAUCGGUGGCUCCACUGAAGAAGCACAAAGUAUGAUUGGUGUUGAAGUAUCGACUGCUCUGAUCAAAUUUAUUAAUGAAGGUGGUUCUGUCGGCGCUGUCAACUUUCCCGAAAUUGAUCUUCGUGCAAUCUCACAAGAUGAUAAAGACACUGUUCGUGUACUUUACAUUCACCGUAAUAUCCCUGGUGUCCUCAAGGUUAUCAAUGAAAUCUUUGCUGACCAUAACGUAGAAAAACAAUACUCAGAUUCUAAAGGUGAUGUUGCAUAUGUAAUGGCAGAUAUUUCAAAUGUCACACAGGAGCAUUUGGAAUCACUCUAUAAUGCUAUUCUUGCAACUCCUGCCAAUAUCAAGACUCGUAUGCUUUAUUAA